Arabidopsis lyrata subsp. lyrata is the source of this 2990-nucleotide messenger RNA. RefSeq names its product polyamine-modulated factor 1-binding protein 1. Bases 819 to 2984 code for a protein of 721 amino acids. The record is from RefSeq and is a predicted model, not a curated record. The transcript has 5 exons. Lineage: Eukaryota; Viridiplantae; Streptophyta; Magnoliopsida; Brassicales; Brassicaceae.
UAAUAUACUAAAUCUUUUAAAUUUUUCAUUUUUGCAAAUUGCGUUUUGAAUGGAUGUACGUAUUGGACGCUUCUUUGAUUUUCACUGUUUGAUUGGGCUAGAAAGUUUUACAAUUUAGAAUAGAAGUGAUGGGUGGCUUUUUUUUCAGCAAUUGAAUGAUAUAGUUCUCAAGUUGUUUGCAAUACUGCCUCAAAGAAGUAGUCUUUUCGUUACAACAACAACAAAAAUUCAGGAAUUCUUGUGUAAAAAUUACAAAAAUGUAUAAAAGGUGUUAGUUAAUGUUGAUAGUGAAAUGGAAUGAUUGAAUUUACAUGGUCCACUUUGAAUAUCUCUAAUCAUUUCUGUGGUUUGAAUUUCACUUAUAUCUAAAUCACCAAUCACUUCAUAACAGCUUGAGAUAGAGUAUUUAUGUCGCUGAUACAGUGUUUACCCAUAUGGGAGAAGAAGAAAAAGCAACACAAACUCUUUUGAGUUUUAAAAGUUUCUCUUUUUAUGUAUUCUAUGCAAAACUACAACAUUAGUGGCAAUCUAAUUCUGAAAAUCUCAGUAAUGAAGAUCGGAUCUUACUAUAAAACCUAUUUAAGUUAUUGUUUAAUCUUGCUCUCCCUAACAAGCAAUAUGGCUAGAGAAAUGGAUUGGAGGAGAAAAGAAAAGAGAUUAUUGGAAUGAAAAAGUAAGAGCAAGUGGGGACACAUGAAGGGGCCUUUGUGUUUAACAUAAAACCAGGAGAAGCAUACAUUUCUUGCUUUAUCUAUCUUUUUCUUGGGAUUAGACUUGCAAUUUCACUCUACCUUUGUUUAAUUCUUGCAGCAACCACCAUGUCCAUGGGUGAUGAGAAACAGUGUGAGAUGAGGAACGAAAUGAUGUUAUUUGGUUUGCUGAUUAGGAGAGUCUUUGAUGAGGAAAAGGGUAAGCUUCUUCAGAGGCUUGAGGAUGCCACUAGUGAAAUUACAGAGUUGAAGAAAGUGAGAAAUGAUGAUGCAAAAGCUAACGAGAAGGUGGUUAGCAUAAUCGCGUCUCAAAAACAGAAUUGGUUAAGGGAGAGGUAUGGAUUAAGGCUACAGAUUGAGGCUCUGAUGAAGGAAUUAAGGAAUAUUGAGAAGAGGAAGAGAAAAAGCUUAUCGGAGAUGCAAGAAAGAUUAAAAGAAAAGGAAGGUUUAGUGGAAUCUAAAGAUAAGGCAGUAGAAGACGAGAAGCGGAAAUGCGAAGAGUUGGAGGAAAGACUGGUCAAAGCAGAAAAAGAAUUUCAAGAUUUAAGGGAAACACAAGAGAGAGAUGUGCAAGAACAUUCUUCUGAGCUAUGGAGGCAAAAGAAGACAUUCCUUGAGCUUGCUUCUAGCCAGAGACAACUUGAAGCUGAACUGAGUCGUGCAAAUAAGCAAAUUGAGGCUAAAGGACAUGAACUUGAAGACUUGUCAUUAGAAAUCAAUGAGAUGCGGAAAGAUUUGGAACAGAAAGAUCGAAUUUUGGCAGUGAUGAUGAAAAAGUCAAAACUGGACAUGACCGAAAAGCAGAUGACAUUGCUUAAGGAGGCUAAGAAAAAGCAAGAUGAAGAAGAAACAAAGAAAUGGAGAACGAAUCCAAAAUCAAGAAAACACGAAAGACGGUCACUAAGAAGCAUGUUUGCUUUUGAAGCCACAAGUAAGCCUAAAAGCAACAGUGUUGGUUCCAUUACUCACAUUGAACAUCUGGAGUCGAAUAAAGAUCCUGAUGUCGUCCCCUACUCUAUUGGUGAUCUCAGUGACCUAGGUGUCGAUGGAAUUGCAAAGAAGCGUGAGAAUUUGAUUUUUGGAGAGGAAGAACUUUGUAUUAGAGUGAUAGGGAAGAAGCAAGAGAUAGAGAUAGGGGACUUUACAGAGCAUAUGAAACUAAAAGAUGAAAAGGUUGAAACUCUCUGUUUGCAUCUGAUGAACUCUGAGUUAGAAUCAAAGCGGUUGAGAUCUUGUAUCGAAGGACUGAGCCAAGAAAUGUCACAGUUGAGACACGACAACACAGAGUUGGAAGGCAUGGUAAACCGAAGAGGGGAAGAAUCGGUUUCCCUGAAGAAUCAAGAUUUCAAGACUCAGCCAAAAAGCCUGGUGCCCCACAAGAACAAUAUGAGUUGUAGAAGGAAGAACACAAAAACAGAAGCACUAGGAGAGCAAGAAAGAGAAUUCGAAUCAAGGGAAGUUUCUCAGGAAAAUGCCACCGAGAAAGGAAGGGAAUCUUACUCUCCUGAUGAAUUGAGACAUUUGACUUUGAAGGCUGCUCAAUCUGAUGCUGAAGAAGGGUCUGAAAACGAAAGACACGUACCAGAGAAUAAGUGUACCAGAGAAAAAGCAAAUGGUAAGGAGAAUAAGAAACUUAUAAAGUCAUCCAGCACAAGCAAUCCACCUUGGAGAAUGGAUCUUCAUGCUCUUGGAGUUUCAUACAAGAUCAAAAGGCUGAAACAACAACUAAUGAUGCUUGAAAGAUAUAUUGGGAAACCGGAGAGCCAAGAGACUGAAAAAAACAUCAGUGAUACCGGGAAAAGGGCUUUGUUAUUGCUCAUUACAUUGCUCAACAAACAAGUUACUAGGUAUCAAUCACUACACGAGAAGAUUGAUGAUUUGUGCAAAAGAAUGCAUGUGAAUGAUCCAGAGAAGAUUAGCGGAAACAUGAGAGCAAAUGGGGAAGCCAAAACAUCACUAGAGCAUUUCUUAGAUGAGACAUUUCAGCUGCAAAGAUACAUAGUGGCAACAGGACAAAAACUGAUGGAAAUCCAAUCCAAGAUAGCUUCUGGCUUUGUUGAGUUUCUAGUAGACCUAAUCACAACUGAAUCCUCCUCUUCUAGUAGCAGCUUUGAUCCAGAACGUUUUGCAGAAAACAUCAAAAGUCUGUUUCAAGAAGUGCAAAGAGGGCUUGAGGUUAGGAUAUCCCGAUGCAUAGGUUAUCUUGAAGGGACAUUAGCUCGUGAGGGAAUGAUACAUUUGAAACGACGGGGCGACAUGGAGCUACAAGUAUGAGAAGCU